GGCGGGGGCACCAUCCCGGCCGCGCCGCUCCCCGCCCGUCCGCGCUGCCCGGGGGCGGUGUCGCGGUGUCGCCGCCGCUCCCCGCGCCCGUGGCUGUCCCCGGCGCUGUCCCCGAGCCCGCGGCGUGCAUGGCCGUGCGCGGGCGGCGAUGGCAGCGCGCUGAUGGCCCAGCUCGCCAUGGCUGCCAGAGAGGAGCUCUACAGCAAAGUCAUCCCGCGGCGGCACCGCCAGCACCGCGCCGGCACCGUCAAGCACGGCUCGUCGCUGGAGAUCCUGCUCUCCAUGGGCUUCCCCAAGGCUCGGGCGCAGAAAGCGCUGGCAUCGACAGGUGGAAGGAGUGUUCAAGCAGCAUGCGACUGGCUCUUCUCCCACGUGGGUGACCCGUUCCUGGAUGACAGCCUGCCCCGCGAGUACGUCCUGUACCUGCGCCCCACCGGGCCCCUGGCGCAGAAGCUCUCCGAGUUCUGGCAGCAGUCCAAGCAGAUCUGUGGCAAGAACAAAGCUCACAACAUCUUCCCACACAUCACCCUCUGCCAGUUCUUCAUGUGUGAGGACAGCAAGGUGGACGCUCUCACGGAAGCCCUGCAGGCCACGGUGAUGCGCUGGAAGUGCAAAUUCCCUGCCCCGCUGCCCCUGGAGCUCUACACGUCCUCCAACUUCAUCGGGCUCUUCGUCAAGGAGGAAAGUGCUGAGGUGCUCAAGAAGUUUGCUGCAGAUUUCGCUGCAGAGGCGGCGUCCAAAGCAGAUGUCCACGUGGAGCCCCACAAGAAGCAGCUCCACGUCACCCUGGCCUAUCACUUCCAGAGCAGCCACCUGCCCACGCUGGAGAAGCUGGCCCAGAGCAUCGACGUCAAGCUGGGCUGUGACUGGGUGGCCGCGAUCUUCUCCCGGGACAUUCGCUUCGUCAACCACGAGACUCUGCAGGUGAUUUACCCCUACACCCCCCAGAACGACGACGAGCUGGAGCUGGUGCCGGGGGAUUUCAUUUUCAUGUCUCCGGUGGAGCAGAGCAGCACGAGCGAGGGCUGGAUCUACGGCGUGUCCCUGGCCACCGGCUGCUCGGGGCUGCUCCCCGAGAACUACAUCACCAAGGCAGACGAGUGUGGCACCUGGGUGUUCCACGGGUCCUACUCCAUUCUGAACACCACCUUUUCCCCGUCCCUUCAAGCCUUUGCUGAUGGAGCUCUGGAGAGAAGGCAGCAGGAAGACCAAGGGCCAGGGGACGCUGGGCCACUCACCAUCAUCUGCCAGAACGUGCAGCCGCUGAGGAUCAGCAGCCAGCCGGGCCCCCAGAAGCGCUGCCUGUUCGUGUGCAGGCACGGCGAGAGGAUGGACGUGGUUUUUGGCAAGUACUGGCUGUCCCAGUGCUUCGAUGCCAAAGGCAGGUACGUGCGCAGUAACCUGAAUAUGCCUCACAAUUUACCUCAGAGGAGUGGUGGUUUCAGGGAUUACGAGAAGGACGCUCCCAUCACCGUGCUGGGCUGCACCCAGGCCAGGCUCGUGGGUGAAGCCUUGCUGGAAACAAACACCGCUGUAGACCACAUCUACAGCUCCCCGUCGCUGCGGUGUGUGCAGACAGCUCACAAUAUCCUCAAAGGCAUGCAGCAGGAGAACAAGCUGAGGAUCCGAGUGGAGCCCGGCUUGUUCGAGUGGACCAAGUGGGUGUCCGGGAGCUCCCUGCCCGCCUGGAUCCCGCCCGUGGACCUGGCUGCGGCCACUCUCAGCGUCGAUACAACCUACAGACCUCAUAUUCCUGUCAGCAAGUUGGUGGUUUCUGAAUCCUACGAUACCUACAUAAGCAGAAGCUACCAAGUGACAAAGGAAAUCAUCAGUGAAUGUAAAGGCAAAGGAAAUAACAUCCUGAUCGUGGCCCACGCAUCCUCCCUGGAGGCCUGCACCUGCCAGCUCCAGGGGCUGUCCCCCCAGAACUCCAAGGAUUUUGUACAGAUGGUCCGAAAGAUUCCCUACCUGGGGUUUUGCUCCUGCGAAGAGCUGGGGGACACUGGAGUUUGGCAGCUCACAGACCCUCCCAUCCUCCCUCUCACACACGGACCCACCGGAGGCUUUAACUGGAGAGAAACCCUCCUGCAGGAGUAGGGCACAG
Prinia subflava (tawny-flanked prinia) is the source of this 2104-nucleotide messenger RNA. RefSeq names its product ubiquitin associated and SH3 domain containing B (gene UBASH3B). Gene Ontology annotation, biological process: regulation of release of sequestered calcium ion into cytosol; collagen-activated tyrosine kinase receptor signaling pathway; platelet aggregation. Gene Ontology annotation, cellular component: cytoplasm. The record is from RefSeq and is a predicted model, not a curated record. The transcript has 14 exons. Gene Ontology annotation, molecular function: protein binding; protein tyrosine phosphatase activity. The coding region runs from base 163 to 2097 and encodes 644 amino acids. Lineage: Eukaryota; Metazoa; Chordata; Aves; Passeriformes; Cisticolidae.